UUCAUCAGUCGUUCGCGAAAACAAAACUGCUUUGUGUUUACAGUUUGUUGUUUUUAUAAAAUACAUAAAAAAUAACAAACUUGUCUGAUUUCCUGUCAUCUACACAUAAACCUGAUUGAUAUUGCGAUAUUUAAUCAAAUCUUUAAUCAAAUACGAUACGUUAUAUUGAACAAAAAAGAUUGUAGUACUUACAUAUGAGUGGAAUCUAUAUAAAAAGUGCUGUGUUUGUAUUUGUUUGUGUAAGUUGGAUGCACGUAGUCUACUUGAGUUGGAAGUUGUCCCAGUUUUUCGAAACUCCGAAGUGAUGCCUCUUACAGCUGAUGUGGCUGCACAGCAGGUGCAGGAGAGAUUGAGGUCACUGCACAGGCUGAUUUAUGACAUUGAAGCUGAAAGAGGCAGGAAUGAACAGUGUAUUGAGUCAAUUCUGAGAGCUGAGAAAGCUGCAGAAAGCUCACCUUCUACAGAGGAUUCUUCUGGGUCGUCGCAACAGCAAAUGCAGUUGAAGGGUUUGUAUAAGAACGGUCUCAAUGCUGCUGAGCAGGAAGAGAGAGUUUUAAGGGCAGCUUUAGCAAGGAUAUAUGAAAUUCGUGCCAUUAAAAAUGAAAGAAGAAUUCAGGCUCGUCAUGCAGGCAACAAAGAGACAAUAGGUUGCGGUGCACUCAUGAAGAUGUUGCUAAGUGCAGCUCAAACAUUGCCCCUACAUGUGGGGCGAGUUGGGGAAAGAGCCCCGCCACUGUGUGGGGCGGUCCCGGCUGAUGCGGGACACAUAGCGAGACCUGGAGAUGCUGUAGCUGCACUCGUGAGGGUUUCUGAGAAGGAGGAGAAUUGGAUCUUGGCUGAGGUGGUGAGCUGGCUCCCAGCGCAAGGCAAGUACGAAGUGGACGACAUAGAUGAGGAGCAAAAGAACCGUCACGUCCUCAGCAAGCGUCGGGUCGUACCUCUACCCCUGAUGCGAGCCGACCCUCGAACCGACGAACACGCGUUGUUCCCCAAGGGCGCAGUGGUGAUGGCACUGUAUCCGCAGACCACGUGCUUCUAUCGGGCCGUUGUAAAUAGGCUGCCUGCGUCAGCUGCUGAUCCCUAUGAGGUUUUGUUUGAGGACUCCUCCUACGCGGACGGGUACUCGCCUCCCGAGCGCGUGGCGCAGCGCUACGUGAUCGCGAUCAAGGAGGGCAAAGGCCGCGCCACCUGACCCCGCCCCUCCCCCUCCCUCGCCACGCCCUCCAGCUCGCCCUCCUUCCCCUCCCUCCCCUCGCUACGGACUAGUCCAACUGAUUCGGAUUCCAUGCACUAAAUC
Molecule: messenger RNA, 1297 nt
Organism: Zerene cesonia (dogface butterfly)
Lineage: Eukaryota; Metazoa; Arthropoda; Insecta; Lepidoptera; Pieridae
Gene: Sgf29
Product: SAGA-associated factor 29
Exons: 7
Coding region: 305-1192 (295 amino acids)
Cellular component (GO): SAGA complex
Source: RefSeq, a predicted model, not a curated record